Molecule: messenger RNA, 381 nt
Organism: Emericellopsis atlantica
Lineage: Eukaryota; Fungi; Ascomycota; Sordariomycetes; Hypocreales; Bionectriaceae
Exons: 1
Coding region: 1-381 (126 amino acids)
Source: RefSeq, a predicted model, not a curated record
AUGCUCACCGCUCAACACAGAUCCCAUUUUGACAGCAUUAGAAAGAAGAGGAAGGAGGGGAAAGGUAUGGUCGAGCUAUUGACCUUCGUCGAUAUCGGAGGCCAACGUUUUGAGAAGGAGUGGGAGAAAGCCAUCGUCAACAACAAGUUCACAAUCGAGCACGCCAAGAUAUUGAAGGGCUACUUUGAGUCCUGGGAGCGGAUGAGCGACAUGAUCAGCAUUGCCUUGGAUGAUGCCCGCACCUAUUACAAGAAGAACGGGGCCGACUUCGACGUCGAUUUCCUGGUGAGAUAUGUCGAAACAAUAUUCUUGAGGCUGAAGAACCUGUCCAAAGUCAUGAACGAGGAGAUUGACAAGUUCCGGGAGAAGAAAUUGCUCUGA